Rotaria sp. Silwood1 is the source of this 3651-nucleotide messenger RNA. Lineage: Eukaryota; Metazoa; Rotifera; Eurotatoria; Philodinida; Philodinidae. The record is from the annotation of a GenBank genome assembly.
AUGAGUGGUAUUAAACGUACUUUUGUUGCUGAAGAAUGUUCAGCAACAACAAAUGAUAAUAAUUCAUCAUUAACAGAUAAUAAUAUUCAAUCAUCCAGUCCAAGUGAUUCUCCACAAUCAAAAAAACUUCGACGUUCAUCAUCACAUCAGACGACAGAAUCUGAAAAUGAUGAUGAACCUCAAGAAGAUCAAUAUGAACAAGAAAAUGGCAUAACAAAUGGUCAUUCACCAGUUCAAUCAGAAAGAUCCGAAGAGGAGGAAGAAGAUGAUGAAGAUGAAGAUGAUGACGAUGAUGAUGAAGCAACUGAAGCUGAACCAGAAUGUUUUUCAGAUGAUUCAAUUGUUCAUGUCAGUUUUGAUAGUGGAAAAGAUGAUAUAUUUCGUUAUGAUGGUUCGAUUCGUUUUCAUAUUAUUGCACCAUCACGACCACAAUCUGGACAAUUAACAAGUGAUCAAUCAAUAAUACGUACAUUUAUAUGGACUUUAUUAGCAUUUUCAAAACCAAAUUAUGAUAGUUGUCAUAAUGAUGGUGGAACAUUUAGUCUUUUUCUUAAAUGUGAACCUGAAAAACUUUCACCGGGUUGGUCGAUAUUUGCUAAAGCUGAAUUAACUCUUUUACAUGCAAUUGAUUCAAAUAAAAAUUUUGUGAAAAAAAUCAAUCAUUUAUUUAAUGCACGUUCAAUUGAUUGGGGUUUUCAUCAAUUUAAAUCAUUAAAAGAAAUCUAUAGUGAAUUUAUUCAUUGGCCAGAUAAUACAAUUCGAAUUGAAGCAAAAAUUCAUGCUGAUGCUCCACGUAAUGUUGAAUGGGAUUCAAAAGGACAAACUGGUUUUGUUGGUUUGAGAAAUAUUGGUGCAACUUGUUAUAUGAAUUCAUUUUUACAAACAAUCUAUUUUACAAAAAAACUACGGCGGGCUGUAUAUGCUUUGCCAACCGAUAGUGAUGAUCAAUUACAUAGCAUUCCACUUGCUUUACAAAAACUUUUUUAUGAUCUUCAAUUCACUGAUCGACCAGUCAGUACAAAAAAGUUGACACGUUCAUUUGGAUGGGACAAACCAGAUGAAUUUUGUCAACAUGAUAUUCAAGAAUUUUGUCGAGUGUUACUUGAUAAAUUAGAAUCAAAAAUGGAAGGUACAACUAUGGAAGGUGUUAUUCCAUCGCUUUUUCAAGGUCAAUAUGUGCAAUAUGUUCGAUGUACAAAAGUUGAUCAUGAAUCUCGUGUAAAACAAACAUUUUAUGAUGUUCCAUUACAAGUACGAAAUAAUGCUAAUAUUACGGAAAGUUUUCGAGAUUUUUGUAAAAGUGAAAUUUUAACAGGUGAAAAUUUAUAUGAUGCUGGUAAUAUUCAUGGUUUACAGGAAGCAGAAAAAGGUGUUAAAUUUCAAAAGUUUCCACCUGUACUAUGUCUUCAUUUAUUACGUUUUGAAUAUGAUUAUAAUUUAUCUCAACAUCGAAAAAUAAAUGAUAGUUAUUCAUUUGAUUAUCAUCUUGAUUUAAGUGAAUUUCUUGAAAAUCCUGAUUGUUCAUCAUGUUCAUAUAAAUUAUUAUCAAUAUUAGUACAUAGUGGAGAUAAUUCAAGUGGUCAUUAUGUUUCAUUUAUUAAUCCAGCAUUAGAUGGACAAUGGUUUAAAUUUGAUGAUGAUGUUGUUGCACGAGUAGCAGCAAGUGAUGCUAUGGAAAGAAAUUUUGGUGGUACACAAGAUGAUGAUGGUAGUAUGUAUAAUACAUCAGCUUAUAUGCUUGUUUAUAUACGUGAAGAUUGUCAAAAAGAUGUUUUAUGUGAUAUUAAUCAAGAAGAUAUUCCUCAAAAUUUAAUAGCAAGAUUUGAUUAUGAUAAAAAAUAUCUUUUAAAACGUCGUCAAGAUAUGAUGGAUAAUGAUGGUUUUGUUGAUAUACAAAUUAUAUUAACAGAUGAUUUUCAUAUUCAACAAACAAUUUGUUUAACUGAUCUGAUUUGUGAAAAUCCUGUUGAAUUAUUACAAAAUAAACGUUGUUUACGAUAUAUACAAGCUCAGCAUGGAGAAAUAUUUCGUGUAUUUGCCAGACGCUUAGCAUAUGCAUUGGGAGUAAAUCUUGAUGAAGAUAUUCGAAUAUGGAUUGUUCAUACACAUGAAAUUCAUGUUAAUCAUCAUUAUCAUUCUCAAUCUCUUCUUACAUCUGCACUUGUUUUUUGUGAUGAUUAUGAUAAAAAGAUAAUCGAUCUAUUUGAAUAUGAUAUAUCAGAUCGUCGUACUUUAUCAAUAUUUGUUGAACAAAAAAUCUUUCUUAAUGGUAUUUAUCAAUUAUUAGCAUUUGAUAAAGAUGAUGACCUUUUAAUUUUUGUUCGUUUUUAUAAUUCUCGAUAUGAAUCUCUUUUGCAUUAUGGCCAUUUUCUAUUUUCUCAACAACAAUCAUUUCAAAAAUGUUUAAAUGAUAUAGCACUUCAAAUAAAAGUCUCUAUAUCACCUUCAACAACAUUUAUUGUUCAUCAAGCUGUACCUACACAUAAUCAAACACAUCAAUAUGAAUUAAUAAAAGCUUCAACUUAUGAUUUAUCAUUAAAUCAAGUACUUGAUCCAUGUUUAUCUGGUGUAUCAAUAAUAAUACAAAUAAUUGAUAUUAAUCAAACGAAUGAUGAUUAUCCAUUAACAACAGCAGAAGAUUAUUUUCGAAAUAUUGAAAAUCGUCAAGAAUUUGAUGUUUGUAAUCGUGAUAGUUUACGAAAUGAAUGUCUAUUUAAAUUAUAUCUUCCAAUGAAAACAACAGUUAAAGAAGUUAUUCGAUUAAUUUCUGAACGAAUUGAAUAUUCACAACAACAAAUUAUUUUACAAAAACCAUCAACUUCAACAUCAAUAUCAAAUAAUAUAUCUUCUAUCAAUUCAUUACAUAUAUCAUGUGAUCAAACAUUAAGAGAUCUUUAUUCAAAUACACGUGGUUCUGUUUCAUCUCCACGAAAACUCUAUUUUAGACGAUUACCUUUUAAUUAUACGGAACUUGAACAUCGUCGUCCGAUUCGUAUAUUUUUUACUAAUCCAACAAAAAAAGAUGAACAACGUGAAGUACAACUUUAUGUUAAAAAAUCUUCGACUGUUGCUGAAUUUCUUGAUGAAGUUAAACAAUGGAUACCUAGUGUUUGUUCAGAGAAUGGUAGUCAACAAUUAAGAUUAAUUGAAGUAACAUUGUCAAGUCAAAUAAAUUCUCUUCCAUUUCAUCUUCAUAUAUGGUCAAGUCGUUCAUGUAUGGAUGAACUUGAAAAUUGUUCAAAUCGAUAUUAUCAUUUAGAAGAAAUAUCUAAUGAUGAAAUUGAUCUUGAAAAAGAUAGUGAAUUGAUACCUGUUGCACAUUAUACUAAAGAAAAUAUUAUUCAAAUAAAUAUUCAAAAGUUUUUUCCAUUUCUACUUAAAGUGAUACAUAAUGAAUCAUUUGGUGAUGUUAAACAACGAUUACAAACAAAAAUGGGUCUUGUUAAUAGAGAAUUCGAAAAAUAUCGGUUUUCAAUAUUUAAUGGUAGUAAAGUAAUAUCACGAUGUGAUGAUAAUAUGGGAAAGAUUAAUGUAAAUGAAUUGAAAUUAGUACAAAGUAUAUGCUGGCUUGGUUUAGAAUUACCAUCGAUAUCAAAUCCACGCAAGACUCGAAAAUCACUUUUUUCAGAAAAACCGAUUCGAAUAAACUAG